Messenger RNA from Patella vulgata (common limpet), 2927 nucleotides. Its product is annotated as SNW domain-containing protein 1. The record is from RefSeq and is a predicted model, not a curated record. Gene Ontology annotation, biological process: mRNA splicing, via spliceosome. The coding region runs from base 53 to 1645 and encodes 530 amino acids. The transcript has 14 exons. Gene Ontology annotation, cellular component: spliceosomal complex. Lineage: Eukaryota; Metazoa; Mollusca; Gastropoda; Patellidae.
UGACGAAUAAGGACUGGAUAAUCGAAAAAGAAAAUCCGACGAGGGAACCAAUAUGGCGUCGUUAUCUCAUAUACUUCCUGCACCGUCGCAGAAAUUUUAUGACAGAGGAGAAGAUGAACAACAAUAUAGAUCUCAACUUCAGGUCGCACCUGUUUCUAGUAAAAGAACAGCACCUCCAUAUGGACAUAGAAAAGGAUGGAUUCCAAGAACCCAAGAGGAUUUUGGGGAUGGUGGAGCCUUCCCAGAAGUUCACAUAGCUCAGUAUCCAUUGAGUAUGGGAUUAAAAAAGACUACUUCCAAUUCCUUAGCUGUAUCUCUAGAUGAGAAAGGAAAGAUUAAAUAUGAUGCUAUUGCCAGACAGGGACAUUACAAGGACAAGAUUGUUCAUUCCCGACCCCAAGAUUUGGUUCCUAAAGUUAUGGAUGAGGCUGAUCCAGAUCUACAGAGACCAGAUGACGAUGCAAUAGCAGAUACUACAGAGAAAACUAGAUUAGCUUUAGAAAAAUUAACAAACAGUAAAAUAGCAGCAGCUAUGCCAGUUAGAAUGGCAGAAAAACAAGCUCCUGCUCAAUACAUCAGAUACACUCCUUCUCAACAAGGAGUAGCAUUUAAUUCUGGUGCUAAACAGAGGGUGAUUAGAAUGGUAGAAGCACAAAAAGAUCCCAUGGAACCGCCACGAUUUAAGACAAACAAAAAAAUACCCCGUGGUCCACCCUCUCCACCUGCUCCAGUUAUGCAUUCACCAAAUAGAAAAGUUACAGUUAAAGAACAACAGGAAUGGAAGAUUCCACCAUGUAUAUCAAACUGGAAAAACAACAGAGGUUAUACAAUUCCCUUAGCUAAAAGAUUAGCUGCUGAUGGGCGUGGUUUACAAGGUGUACAUGUUAAUGAGAACUUUGCUAAAUUAGCUGAAGCUUUAUAUAUUGCUGAUAGAAAAGCUCGAGAAGCUGUAGAAAUGAGAGCUCAAAUAGAGAAGAAAAUGGCUCAAAAAGAGAAAGAAAAGAGAGAGGAUGGUUUACGUAUGUUGGCUGCUAAAGCUAGGGAAGAACGAGCUGGUAUUAGACAUAGAGAUGAUAAAGAUGAAGAUGUUGGAGAAAGAGAUGAAGUUAGGAGAGACAGACAAAAAGAAAGACAGAGAGACAGAAAUUUGGCAAGAGCUGCACCAGAUAAGAGGAAUCGUCUUCAGAGAGAAAAAGAUAGGGAUGUCAGUGAAUUAAUAGCUCUUGGUUUACCAAAUGCUGGAGGUUCACAAGAAACACAGUUUGAUCAAAGAUUGUUCAAUCAAUCUAAGGGAAUGGACAGUGGUUUUGCUGAUGAUGAAGCCUAUAAUGUUUAUGAUAAAGCUUGGAGAGAUGAAAAUAAAAUUGGUAACUCAAUUUACAAACCAUCUAAAAAUCUGGACAAAGAUACAUAUGGUGGUGAUCUGGAUUCUUUGAUGAAGAACAGAAGGUUUGUUCCAGACAAAGAGUUUGAAGGAACAGAUCGAAGUCGGCGAAGAGAGGGUCCUGUUCAGUUUGAACGAGAUGUGGAGGAGGAUUUGUUUGGUCUUGAUAAAUUCUUUAAAGAAGCAAAAACUGGACAAAAACGAUCAAAUGAUGAUUCUAGAUCUAGUCGAGAUUAUGAGAAAAAGAAAAGAAGAGAAUGAUUCUAGAUCUAGUCGAGAUUAUGAGAAAAAGAAAAGAAGAGAAUGAGAGAAAAACAUUAUAUCUUAUACAUCUUCACAUAACCUCAUCAUAUUCAUUGUCAAUCUUCCCUGUAUAGAUAUUAGCCCAUUGAACUCUAAAGAAAAUGUUUUCUUGAAUCCAGAUUUUAAUUUAAAGGAGCGAAACCUCUUUAGGCCAAAAUGAAGUACAGAAUUGGAUUGAUCUGAUGUGUUAUUUCGAUUUGUGAUGGAGCUUUAUACAAUUCAAUUUUGUUUCUUAUUUAUUAAUUUUAGGUUAAAUUUUGUCACAUCAAGAUAUAGAAUCCAUUGAAACCAACCAUUUCAUUUUUAUGCAAAAUUAAAGAGGUUCAUUCAAUGUAGUAUGAAACAACGGGAGGGAAAAUUAUAACCUGUACCUGUUGUUUUAUGUACAGAAUAAAAAAGAUUAUGGUAACACUGUGUGUAUGGAGUCAUACAUUGAUUGAGGGCAUUGUUUUAAUAAACUAAUAUUUAAAUUUCCGUGAAAGGAAAGUGUAAUGCUAUUUUCCCACUGUCGUGCAAUGCGUUACGAUAGAAUUGUGCCUAUUGAGUCCACGAACUGGUACAUGCAGAUACGUACGGAUAAGUUUAGAUAUGAUCAACACAACUGCUGCGACUGAUAGGAUCACCAUGAUUAAAACCACGAUUUCAAUCGCAGCUCGAAUGGUGGUAAUGGGAACCUAGCAUAAACGUUUCAUUGUUACAAACAAAAGUCGUUAUGUAGUUUGUAAGAAAGAAAUUAAAUCUGAGCAUGAAAUGAAGUUAAAUAAGAAAAACCGGCGGACAAAACACAUCACACAUAUAACACACAGACAUUGAAGUUUUUGAUGACAUAAAAAGGAUCACAUUAAUUUCAAUACACAUUCAUAUUGCCCUUUUUUUUUACAGUAUUUUUCGCAGAAUUUAAUUGUAACUUGUGAGGCUAUCUAUAAGAGCUUGAGCUCAUUUUAAAGAAAAUAAACUGUAUUGAUUUUAAUGAGCAAAGUGAAUGAGUCGACAAUUUGAACAAUAUUUGUACCCGCCCUAGCAAUUGACAAAAGAUUAAUUGAAUUUUAUUUUCAGUAAAAUUUUAAAAACCUUUUUGAAGAUGCAAUAAUAUUUCAUAAUUUUAUAUGAAGAGAAGUAGGCUACCAAGGCUGCAGGGACAUUUGGUACAAAUUUGUUUCAAUAUGAGUGUUAAAAGAUAAUAUAUAUGUAAUGGAUGUGAAAUAAAAUGUUAGCCCUUCCAUGGGUUUGAAAGUUUUUA